This is a messenger RNA of Malus domestica (apple), 992 nucleotides long. The record is from RefSeq and is a predicted model, not a curated record. Lineage: Eukaryota; Viridiplantae; Streptophyta; Magnoliopsida; Rosales; Rosaceae.
CGCUGCUAAGCUUUCUGGAUUUCGUUGGUAUGUUUUGUUUGCAGGGAUAAUCACAUGGUCAAUUGGGAUUGUGGGUUGCUUAUAGCAAUAUCUGACAUUGAGGUGGAUUAUAUUGAUAUUCGAGAUACGACAUUACUCAGGGUUUCUGGAUAUGAGAACCCUGUUGAAUUUGGCGUGUUAACUUCAUUUGCUUACACUCUGGAGGAAGAUUUUGGUGAGAUUGUGGUGGCCACUACUAGAGUGGAAACUAUGCUUGGUGAUACUGCCAUUGCUAUACAUCCUAAUGACGAAAGGUAUAGACACCUUCAUGGAAAACAUGUCAUCCAUCCUUUCAAUGGAAGAAGAAUUCCUAUAGUAUGUGAUGAAAUUCUCAUUGAUCUAGAGUUCGGGACUAGUACUGUGAAGGUUGUUCAUUUCAAAGGAUCAAGGAAACGCCUGAUGCUCGAGUCUUGGAGCUUCUACAGUUCCGUUUCCAACAUUCCAGAUAUGUUGUGCCUGAUAUUAAAGAAUGGGAGAACAAAGUACGAUUUUUGAAUAACUCAAGCUGGUUUAGCUUAGCAUAUGAAUUCGUAUUACAAGUUUGAUUAGGGACCUGCUGAUUUCAUGGCACUGAAAACGUACCCUGGAUGGAUUUGUGGAGAAAAACAUGACGGACUACUUUUAUUUAUUAUCUCUGCAAUGCUGUUUUCUUUGAAUUUGUUACUUCUUUACAAAAUCAGUUUUAGAAGAUGUAUUUGAAUAUAUGAUGAUUUGGUGUUCAAAUAAUUUAGUAUUUCGAACCGUAAACCGGCAAGAAUCGAAUUCGAACCGGUGUAGACCAAAUCGUAUGGUUCUAAUAAUAAAUUUAAGUGAAACAACACCAAACCAAAUCGUUGGUAUUUUCCGACUCUGGUUCCGGUUUAAGGUCGGAACCGCACCAAUCCCCACUUGUCUUUAUGUUCCAAUUUCGUCCAUGCAACCAUAUAUUUGAUGGGUAAACAGUUACUUGAGGA